Ixodes scapularis (black-legged tick) is the source of this 667-nucleotide messenger RNA. RefSeq lists its product as uncharacterized. Bases 1 to 645 code for a protein of 214 amino acids. The transcript is spliced from 3 exons. The record is from RefSeq and is a predicted model, not a curated record. NCBI's taxonomy places the organism in Eukaryota, Metazoa, Arthropoda, Arachnida, Ixodida, Ixodidae.
AUGGACACAUGCCAGCAAACGGUUGCAGUUUUGCCUUGUUUGGCAAAACUGCCAAACAAGCGUCUCAAAAUGUUCCGUAGCUCAAAGGAGGGUGCGCGCUCGUGCAAGUUAGCUGAGCUGGCCUGGCGUCGGCAACUGUUGGCCUUCGACGCGGUCAGUAACGCGAGCGACGCCUCCGCCGCGGUCUCGAGUUCUCGGCCGGGACCCAAGCAGGGCACCGGGUCCGAUGUCCUGGCCGUGGCGUCCGCCGGCAAAGCGGGCAGGAUCGUCCUGCUGACCGCUGGCCAACUGCUCAACGACACCGGUGCAUACCGCGUCUUCGGGGAGAAGCGCGUCCGAAAGGCUGCCGGCUUCGAGAUAGCCUACGACUACUAUUUCAAGUCUGACGACCCGCCACAUGAGAACAAGAACUCCAAGGGCAUUACCAAGAGGUCCAUGCCGCUCAUCAUGGCCACCUCAUUCCUGGUCAUCCUGAUUGUCUGCAUCGCCGUGUGCGUCAGCGGAAUCUGCUGGGAACGCACGCGACGUCUUGUGGCGAGCAGAGCGGCCUCGACACACGUUACGUCGAUGGAAGUGUCUCACCACAACGCUGCAGCCGGAGACUCCAACAUCCCGUCGUAUAGCAACGACAAGUACAUGAUUUGAUAGCUGUACAACGUGUGAACUU